AUGGGGGUUUCUAGUGCUGAUUGGGCUGUGAAUUAUAUUCAUUCACGCAUCUGUGCACUAAAGAACUCAUCAGUGAUAAUGAGCUGCACUUUUACAUACCCGACUAGACAUCAGAUCAAGAAAGUGUUCUGGACCAAAGACAAUGUAAAAGAUAUUGAGCCAACAGAUCUGUCUAAGGACCCUGAAUACAGUCAGAGGCUUCAGUAUCUGGGAGAUAAACAGCAGAACUGCACCGUCAGACUGAGUCAUGUGACAAAGAAAGAUGAACACCAGUAUUAUUUCAGAUUCAUUACUAAUGUACCAAAUGAAAAAUGGACUGGUAAACCAGGAGUGCAUCUCUCUGUCACAGAUCUUCAGCUGGAGUCUCCUGAGAGAGUGACAGAGGGAGAUUCAGUCCGUCUGACAUGUAACAGCAGCUGUAAACUGACUGACACACCAACAUUCAUCUGGUACAGAAACUCACACACAUUGACUGAAGGAACUACUGGAGACAAACUCAUAUUAAUUUCAUUCAGAGAAGAAUAUGCAGGCAGAUAUAGAUGUGCUGUAGAUGGACACACACUCACAUCACCUGAGGUCUAUCUCAAUGUCACCUAUCCUCCAAAGAGCGUCUCAGUGACCAUCAGUGGAUCUGCUGUAAUAAUGUCUGGAGAUUCAGUGACUCUGAGCUGCAGCAGCGACUCAAACCCUCCUGCAGAAAUACACUGGUUUAAAGGAGAAACAUUUGUAGGAUCUGGAAGAAUCUUAAACAUCUCCAAGAUCAGCUCUGAUGACAGUAAAAAAUACAAGUGCAAGGCCAAAAAUGAUCAUGGAGUGAAAUACUCUGCUGCUGUGACUUUAAAUGUUCAGUGUGAGUUUAUGAUGGUUCAGUAA
This is a messenger RNA of Danio rerio (zebrafish), 873 nucleotides long. NCBI's taxonomy places the organism in Eukaryota, Metazoa, Chordata, Actinopteri, Cypriniformes, Danionidae. The record is from RefSeq and is a predicted model, not a curated record.